Molecule: messenger RNA, 201 nt
Organism: Phytophthora sojae
Lineage: Eukaryota; Oomycota; Peronosporomycetes; Peronosporales; Peronosporaceae
Exons: 1
Source: RefSeq, a predicted model, not a curated record
UCCCUCGGGGUCAUGGGGCCCUUAAUGUCACUGCCGAUAACGCCACUAAUCUUGUCGAUCGGUGCGGUCGCGCCCGUGUCCUUCUUGGACGGAUUGUUCUUGCUCUGCUUGCCUUGUGCACAGGUCAAACAGUUGGGGCACUCUCUGGUUGUCAGCCGGAUACCAGAUCCAGGCGUGUCGGCCAUGCGCUCGACAGUAUCG